Messenger RNA from Diaporthe batatas, 507 nucleotides. RefSeq lists its product as uncharacterized. Bases 1 to 507 code for a protein of 168 amino acids. NCBI's taxonomy places the organism in Eukaryota, Fungi, Ascomycota, Sordariomycetes, Diaporthales, Diaporthaceae. The record is from RefSeq and is a predicted model, not a curated record. The transcript has 2 exons.
AUGCUCGACAACAUCAACAACCUCGCCAUCUACAUCCCCAGUCUCUUUCACUACGUGUCAGAUUCGGACGACGACAUGGCCUCACCCACAGAAUCCCGCCGCGGCACCUCCCAGAGGAGGGACUCGUCCAGGUCGAGCAGCCGCCGCCCAAGGCUGCUACGCUCCAGCGCGACAGAGCCCUCCAUCACCCCGUCGACCGCGAGCCGGAACGCCCUGGCCGCCCCCGGCACCAGCCGCCGCGCGACAGACCUGCUGAACCAGGUCGCCAUCUCAACCUCACCACCAAACUCGUCAUCUCCCCUCUCCCAGAGCCCGACCAUGUACGACAGCCCGGCCAGGAUCGCCAGGGAUCAUCAUCAUCACCAUCAUCAUGCUGAUCUCGAUGCGUUCCGCCCCCACCUGGACUCGGGGCGCUAUUUCAGUUUCCCUAGCUUCGACACCUGGCAGCCUGACCUCCCUGAGGAGGAGCGGGAGCCCCAGAUGCAGGUGCAGAUGCAGUCGCCCUGA